Lolium rigidum is the source of this 698-nucleotide messenger RNA. RefSeq lists its product as uncharacterized. NCBI's taxonomy places the organism in Eukaryota, Viridiplantae, Streptophyta, Magnoliopsida, Poales, Poaceae. The record is from RefSeq and is a predicted model, not a curated record. The transcript has 2 exons. The coding region runs from base 119 to 568 and encodes 149 amino acids.
UUCAGCAGACGCGAAACCCCGGCCCUCUCUCUCCCAGCUCUGCUCUGCUCUCUUCUUUCGCCACCGCCCGGCGCCAAUCUCAGGCAAAAAGCUCAGCACGCAACUGCUACACAGGAGGAUGGAGGUGGAGAUGCAGCUGGACGACGACCUCUUCUUCGCGGAGCUCAGCAAGCGGAUAACGGUGCUCAUCACCGACGACGACGACGCCGACUUCGUCGCUGCCGCCGCCGCCGCCGCCGCCGCCGUGCAGUUCCCCGACGCCAUGCACCUUCCGCCGGGUUUCUCUAUGUCGCCCCAUGUGCCAUCGAUGUUGGCGCCACCGACCUACACGCUGUUCCACCACGCCGCCAGCUACGGCGCCGCCACCGUCGCGAACAGCGCCGGCGAUGCUGGCAGGACGUGGCAGCAACCGCAGUGCGGCAGCAAGGGCACCGGCGUGUUCAUCCCGCGGUCCACGCCCGGCGGCGCGCACUCCAAGCGCAAGGGCAGGAACUGGAGCGGCUCCAAGGCGCGGGCGAAGGCCGAUGGCGUCGUCGCGGCGGGCACGCCCGGCAAGAGACGCGCCUGACUCAGAGAAUCUGUUCUAAGAAGAGCUGCUCGGUCGCCGCUGAUGGAUAGCCUGCGCAGCGUGCGCGGGACCUACUUGUCGCUCGUCGGCAAGGCCGUGGCCCGGUGCAAGUUGCACCACCACACGUAGC